AUGGGCACCACGAUGGAAGAGAUUGCCGACAUUGUUCGCGAAAUCGGCCGGCAGCAGACCGAGAAUUUAUACUACCGUACCUGUUACGGAUUUCUCAAGCAAUUACAAGACCUCGUGGCUCAAGCAUCUGACGACCUGCUUUGCCUCCAACAAUACGAAACACUAUAUCCCUCUAAUGACUUUCUGCCUAUCCACCAUAUUGCCAUAGAGCUACGAAGCUCGGUAGAAAAGUUGUCAAAGCAAGAAGACAAGGCCCGUAUAGCGUGGGAGAACGUCCGAUCUACCGAGUGCACUAGCCGACAACUCUAG
Penicillium antarcticum is the source of this 309-nucleotide messenger RNA. RefSeq lists its product as uncharacterized. The transcript has a single exon. The record is from RefSeq and is a predicted model, not a curated record. Lineage: Eukaryota; Fungi; Ascomycota; Eurotiomycetes; Eurotiales; Aspergillaceae. Bases 1 to 309 code for a protein of 102 amino acids.